AUUAUUAUAUAUAUGUAUAUAAAAUUGGACUUAUGUGUUUUGGAAAUGUUAUUUUCAGGUAUUUUUCUUUCUUUUCUUUUAUGGCUGCAACGUUUGAGUUGAUUGUGGCAGGAGGAUGUGCGCAUGCGCAGUGCGGCCCAAUGAACGCGCGCCUGAGUGGCCCGUCACCCGAUGUGGAGCUUUUCUUUUCUCUUUUUUUUUUGGUCCUCCUCCUCUCUGCUCCUCAUCCUGUUUCCUGUGCACUUCCACCAUGUCCAUAGCCAAGUUCCAAGCGGAGUGGGAGGAAAUCGACGAGGAAUAUCAACAAUUGCAGGAAACGCACAAACUGUACAGGCAAAAACUGGAGGAGCUGACCAAUCUUCAGACGACCUGCAGCGGCGCCAUCGGAAAACAAAGGAAAUGUCUCAAAGACCUCGGAUGCAGCCUCAGCAAGUGCGCACGAGACUGCGAUGAAAAACAGAUGCAAGUGCUAGCGGACAUCCAAAGUCAAAUCAAAGAGAAAGAGAACGUCUUCUUUGAUAUGGAAGCAUAUUUACCAAAGAAAAACGGACUGUACCUGAACUUGGUCCUGGGCAACGUGAACGUGACGCUCCUCAGCAACCAGGCCAAGUUCGCCUACAAGGACGAGUAUGAGAAGUUCAAGCUUUACAUGACCAUCAUCCUCAUGUUCGGGGCCAUCACGUGCCUCUUCUUCCUCAACUAUCGCGUCACCGAUGAAAUCUUCAACUUUUUGCUGGUGUGGUACUAUUGCACGUUGACGAUAAGGGAAAGUAUCCUGAUGACCAACGGGUCCAGGAUUAAAGGGUGGUGGGUUUCUCACCAUUACGUGUCCACCUUUCUGUCCGGUGUCAUGCUCACCUGGCCAGAGGGGCCCAUGUAUCAGAGGUUCAGAAGUCAGUUCCUGGCUUUCUCCAUCUACCAGAGUUUUGUGCAGUUCCUCCAGUACUACUAUCAAAGUGGCUGCUUGUACAGGCUGCGGGCUUUGGGGGAGAGGAAUCAGCUGGACCUCACAGUGGAGGGAUUUCAGUCGUGGAUGUGGAGAGGCCUCACCUUCCUUUUGCCCUUCCUCUUUUUUGGCCACUUUUGGCAGCUGUAUAAUUCGGUGACCCUGUUUCGCUUGGCGAGACGCGACGACUGCAAGGAGUGGCAAGUGUUUAUGCUGGCUCUUACAUUCCUGGUCCUGUUCCUGGGUAACUUCCUGACCACGUUAAAAGUGGUCCACCAGAAGGUUCAAAACAAGCAGGACAGUGUGAAAAAAAGCGACUGAGAUGCUCUCCAUACACUUGGAUUUGUAUUUUUGAUUUUUUUUUUUUUUUUUUUUUUCCUCCGGAAAGUCAAGAAACGGCCGGACAGGCUUACCACGCAGGCGUCCGUGGAUUUUUCUCACUCUUUCUCUCAGGUGUUGACGGCAACGCUGCGAGGGUUCCAGUCGCUGCCGCUGCUGCAGGCCCUCAACAACGUCCACUUUACUGCUCCAUCCUGUACAUAAAAACGACACAAUUGACAAUUUGUUGUGCACUAAUCGAAGCUUAUGCAACGACGAGAGGGAUCCACCUUGCCUUUGGACUGCCUGACGUUUGUCACGUCCACUGUUUGUGGUUCUCGCUGUGUACCGCGGCUCUAGCGUCCACACAGUAGAUCUCUUCCUCGGGAAUACAGUGAACUCCUGCAUAUUUGCGCUUUGGCAUUCACGAACUCACCUAUUUGCUGAUUAUUUUUUUAGGAAGCUAUCCCCUGUUAUUUGCAGAAACGACCCGCUUAUUUAUUUUUGUCAAAUUUUUGUUUUCCCCCAAUUUAUUUAUUUAUUUUUUUUUUUUUUCUCUCCUUCCCCAUUUACGGUCAGGUUUGGUCCCUUGCCUGUAUUCUAUUCUCUGUUAUUUGUUGAAAAACGAUUUGCCGUUUUCUGUGCUCAGGCCGAAGCAUUAAGUGUUGCUUUGGCGCCAACUUGCGGCAUGUUGGUGCCAAGGAACUACAGCGGCACCCCGACGUACGAGUUUCAUUCGUUCCGUAACUCUGAUCAACUUUCCCUCUUGAAAUGAAUGGAAAGGCCGUGAAUCCGUUCCAGCCUCCCCCAAAAAGACCCCAAAUGUGUUUUUCAUAAGAAAAAUAGCACUGCAUCGUAUUGUACUUGACUGGCGUUCUAGUCUUAAAUGAGUCCUUCGGCUCCAGUGUAGUACAUAUCAUAGAAGUACUAUACUGGUAUUGCUUCGCCAAGUCGGCUCAAGCUGACUCGCGAGUCCAAAAUGGCUCGUUUCGUGUUCGAGUGAGUUGAGGAGCUUCAUUCAGUCAAAAGUAGUGCUUUGCUGCCAUUCUGUGGCAAUUGCGAACCUUUUACGCUAAGCUGGGGGGGGUUCACUGUACUCCAAAUGUUCCUAAAUGUUUACAUCGAACUCAUUUCCACAGACGCACUAGUGAGGAUAGUCAACUUCACAACUUUUUAUGUUCUUAGCACGACAGAUGAAUCACCUUCCAUGUGUUUUGGAGUUUUUCAAGGUUUCACCACUUGAAUGUCUGCGUUAUUAUGUCAUGUUGCACAAGUAUGAUUUUGUUCCUCCCGCUUUGGCGUCAGUACUGUAAACGUUCACGUACACGUAGAACAAGGAAAGGACGGGAUCAUUUUUCUUAACAGCGAGCAACAAAUUAAAUAUUUCUAAUAAGUCA
Molecule: messenger RNA, 2661 nt
Organism: Phyllopteryx taeniolatus (common seadragon)
Lineage: Eukaryota; Metazoa; Chordata; Actinopteri; Syngnathiformes; Syngnathidae
Gene: tmem120b
Product: transmembrane protein 120B
Exons: 12
Coding region: 116-1267 (383 amino acids)
Biological process (GO): fat cell differentiation
Cellular component (GO): membrane
Source: RefSeq, a predicted model, not a curated record